Messenger RNA from Megalobrama amblycephala (Wuchang bream), 2005 nucleotides. RefSeq names its product heat shock transcription factor 2 binding protein. Gene Ontology annotation, cellular component: cytosol. The coding region runs from base 206 to 1255 and encodes 349 amino acids. The record is from RefSeq and is a predicted model, not a curated record. NCBI's taxonomy places the organism in Eukaryota, Metazoa, Chordata, Actinopteri, Cypriniformes, Xenocyprididae. The transcript has 8 exons.
UGUCUUGGCAAAAUCACGGCGACUGAUUUUUACUCUGCCCAUCUGGCAACACUAUUAAAAAGUUCUCGGAGGCGCCAAUGUCUGUUCUCGAUUUGGGGGAUGGGCGACAAGGAGAUGACCAGCGGAGGGCGCUAAAGACAUAUUUUAAACAUUUUAAUAGGUCAGAGGUCUUUCGUCCAACGUUAUCAAAUUUGCACUUUUUGAAAUGAAAACAAGCAAUACAGUUAUUGUUUCGUCUUUGUCAUCUGCAGGAGAGGAUGUGGGAUCAGAUUGCUUCGUUCGAGUCAGAAAGCGUGACUUGGAGAAAUUGGAGGCAGAAGUCAGAACACUACGAGAGUUUAUGCCAAAAGUAAUCAAUAGUGACUUUAUUGAAACUAUUCAAAAAGGACGGUCUCUGGACGCAUUUAAAGAGCGCAGUGAACGUGAGCAGCAGCAACAGAGAGACGAUUGUCUGCACAUCCGCUCCAGACUAGAAGCUGCACUCAGCGACUGUCAAAGAGAGAGACAGGAGAAGCUGGUUCUAAAGCAGCAGUUAUGGGAGUGCAGAGAGCAGCUGCAACAACAGAAAGACUUUUGUACUGAGUUGGGCGCUGCAUCUUGCACCCUGCUCUGGAGUGCAUCCCAAAGGGAGGAAGCGAUCAGAGACAUAUUGACUGAUGGUAAACUGGAGCCCUUCCUGAGCAUAGCAGGUCAAACCUUGGAGUCUUUCAUCAAGUCUCUGGAUGAAGAUGCAAAGCCACAACAGAGUUACAACUCACAUGAGCAUCACUUCGUUCUGGCGCUGGCUGGUGUUGUUACCAAUGUAGCUGCUGUAUCUUGUGGACGAGACUUCCUAUCCUCUUCUGCCCACAUCAUGUUGGGUACUCUGAUGCGGCUACUGGGACUAAUGAAACCAGGAGUAUUUCCAAAACUCAAAGUAUUGAUGCUAAUGGCUUUAUAUAACAUCACUAUCAGUGUGAACGGACUGAAGCUUAUAAGUGAGAGUCCUGGACUUCUACCUCUUCUGUGCACCCUUCUGGAAGACCCUGACCCAGAAGUGUGUCUGCAGUCAUUGAGGCUCCUACAGUCUUUACUGCUAGAGAGAGACAUCAUGUCACACGUGAACACUGAUUUUCUCAGCUCUUUCCCACUCAAUCGUAUCCACCAUCUAGCUUCAAGCUGCCACCCCGCUCUCAAACAAACAGCCCAGGAAACACUUGAAGAUCUGGCUAGCUUUACCAACACCCAGACUAAAGUCACAGAGAAGGAGCAGUGAAGCCCAGGCUUUCAUACUUCCUUAAAUAUUGAGAGGUCUAGGUUUAAUCUAGGUCCAGCAAACCACAUAUUAGUUCUAGUUCUGAUACUUUGCAAUGUUCUAGGCAUAAUCAUCUAAAGAAACCUAAGAAGACAGUUCCAAACGAAGCUGAAGCAAGUGUUAAACUUUUUUGUAUACAAAGAAUUAUUUUUCAUUUGACAGUUUAGUUUAGUUUUUACCCAAGAGAUGUGUAAAAAAAUACUUCUACUUCUUUUUUGUGAUAUAAAUGCUGACCACCACUAUAGAUAGAUGUGCCACAUGCUUGCAUACUCUUUGUGCCCUUUACAUCACUUUGAUUUGAUGAUAAUUUCAUUCAGUGUAUAAUGUGUGCUGCCCUUUCUAGCACCAUCAGCCAUCUCUGUUGUCCAGCAUAUGUGGAAUUAUAAAUUUAGUAUCACUGCUAGGACAGCAGCAGAAUAAUCAGCAGACAGGGGUCAGAUGUCACAGAACCAAUUUAAGUAUAGCCCUUUGGAAGUCAGCAGCAAUAAUGUUAGACAUAAUUGUGCCCAGUGUAUCUAAAAAGUUAAAUGCAGAGCUUUUUAAGGUUGCACUUUAGGUUGAAUUUUCCCCCCAAUGUUUGACAAAUAGAAUGUUCUAGUUGAGUUAUUGUUUUGAUUGUGGUCUUUCUCCUUUUCCCCCUUACUGUUCAUCUGUAUAUUUAUUUUGCAAAAAUAUGUUUCAGGUUAUACAAUUAAAAGAUUUUAGAAGGUU